AUGGAACAAAGUGAGAGUGACCUCUGUGGUGGACAAGUUGAGAGAAGGAAGACUGAGAUGGUUUGGGAACGUGAAGAGGAGAUGUGUAGAUGCCCCAAUGAGGAGGUAACAUAUUUGAGAGAAAGGACUGUAUAUGUAGCUGUUCUUGUAGAGAGUCCAAGAAGAAGGAGAAGCAAUUCAACAAACAACAAAUUUCAUCACUAUCAACAUCAACAUCUUCAUGUUAGACAUGUUGCAAAUGGUGGAGGAUACAAUAGAAAAGCUCAACUUCUUGAAUACUCAAGAAAUCUUCGAGCUUCGAAUCAUCAAUCAAAGCCAUCAACACCAUUAGUUCCACAGCAAGUCCAAAGACAGAAUUCUCAGAUUGUUGCAGUGAAAAACAAGCCAAAAUAUGUAAGUGUACCAGCUUGUAUGGGGAACUGGAAAUUUGUAAUGCCAAGGUUCCUCAGGUCAUUCAUGACUCAGAAUAAGAAAUCCAAGAAGAAGAAAAAUAUGGCUUCUAAAACCAAUAAAAUAAAAGCCAUGGUGAAAAGUUUUCAGGUUCAAAGAAAGCCUGGCCUAUUCUCCAAAAUUUUUGCUACACUACGGAAGAGUCAUCGAUGAAUAAACGAUCACACCUGAGUCCAAGAAUCAAGGCAUUCGAAGGUUCAUUGAUUAACAAACUGAAGAGUGAUAAUUGCUAUCAAAUCUUACUUUCAUGUCUCCUUUGAUCACUUCAUUUUACUUCUUUUACUUUCCCCUAUUUAUUGGAGCUUAGAAGAAGGUUACCUGAAUGAUUUUCUCUUAUUUAGGUAAACUGCAUUACAGUCUGA
Messenger RNA from Solanum stenotomum, 812 nucleotides. RefSeq lists its product as uncharacterized. The coding region runs from base 1 to 603 and encodes 200 amino acids. NCBI's taxonomy places the organism in Eukaryota, Viridiplantae, Streptophyta, Magnoliopsida, Solanales, Solanaceae. The record is from RefSeq and is a predicted model, not a curated record. The transcript is spliced from 4 exons.